UAUGUACAUUAUACAAUCUAAUUUUAAAAUUUUAUCGAAAUUGUAAUAAAUUUUGGAUAAAAUUGCAAUGAAAAAUCACAGCUAGAUACUCCUGUACUGACGAAUUAAUGGCAUUUAAAUUUUAAAAAUCCAUAUAUCAUUAAUAUCGUUUUAUUAUAAGUUAAUUUUUUCAUAAAAUUUUGUUGAAAUUUUAAUGAAAUUACUAAUUAAAAUUUUCCUAAACAUGAAAUUCAACAAAGUGUCAUCGAAAUUUCAUUAACAUUUUUUUCAGCAAUUAGUAUUUAUUUAAACUUUUUUUCUUUUUUACAUAGUGUAUUAAAAUAUUUUCAAAAUAUGUGAGUAUAAUACUUGUAAUUUUUAUGAAACAAAUAUUAAUAAUACACAAAAUAGAAACUUUUUACGUAUGUUGAAAGGUUUCUGUAUCUAUCUAUAAACAACUCCAUCAACUUCAGAUAAUUGUUUAUUCGUGACAGAUCUUGAAAACUGAAUGGAUUACUUUUAUUAUUAGGCCAUCCUUACACAUGUGAAAUAUGAAUUCAAUAUUUCAUUAUAAUAUGAUUGAUCUAUGAUUAAUCCGUCUGUUCUCUCAUCACACACCAAAAUGUGCAAAGUCAGACAUCUUUAGAAUAUAAUUCUAAUUAUUAGAAAUCUCCAGUUGCAUGUUUAUUAUGUUUCCCUGUAAACGCGAUAUCCUGCAACCGAGUAACAACGUAAAUCAGAACAGUGGAUUAUCGUCGUAUGGCGAUUAUAUCAUUAUAUCGACCGCGUUUCUCUCAGCUCGUACGAGUACAGUGAUUCGCUCUCGAAAGUUGUCGCCUCGUUUGAGUGUGUGAACUCAAGGAGGGAGAGGAAGAAAGAGAGAGAGAGAGAGAGAGAGAGAGAGAGACUUGAAUUGCGCCUCGGUUCCCUCGGUUUCUUUCCUCGGGCAACCCGAUCGUUAAUUACAAUACGCAAUUUAACUAUUCUCCAUGCACAAAUUUUUUUUUUAGCAGGAAAGAAAGUCCUCCGAAUUCAAAUAAUAUCCUGCGAAAGCUUUGUCUUCUGGUCUGCCACGAGAGAAAGUUUCUCACCUUCUUCCUUUUUAAUCGAUUCGCUUCGCUAAUUUUUUUUACUGCAGCUCUCAACGGAUUACAAGGAUUUCUUUCAGUCGAUUUCCAUUUGAGCCUCUCGAAAUGAAAGGAAAAUCUCAUUUAUUUAUUUUCAUCGCAAUGCCAAUUGAAGUUUCAAAACCGUUCAAGAAGUAUUUGCCCACUUAAUUUGUCUUUCUUAAUUAAAUGAGUGAAAAUUUUGAAGAAGAGUGAAUUUUUAUCUUCCUCUCUAAUCUUCUAGAUACCGAACUUAAUAAUAAUUUUUAAAAUGUUGCAUUCUAUUAUAUAUAAAAGGGACAUAGUAGAAUCUCAACAUAGAAUAAAAUAGAAAAAAAAGAUACAUAUACAAAACUCAGAGAAAAAUAAAUAUUUGUGAGUUAUAUUGAAAAUAAGAUAGCAGUCGCAGUAUCUUCUUUAAACAUAUAAAUCCUUAAAGUUUUCAAGAAGAUCCACGAGGAAAAAGAAGAUGAAUCUUCGCUCAUUAAAAUCUCGCGUCGAGAUUCCACUCCAUAGAUUACGAUCUUAAAUGCGCCUCGUGGUCGUUCUUCAACAUCUGCUAGGCCGCAUCACUCGCUUUUCCCCUCUACCGCGUUCUAUUCAACGAUCACUUUCUUCGAGACGCUUCGUACCGAAGGAUCCGCUCUUCGCUACGCGCUAAUCCUACUCGAGGAUCGAUCGGCGUCGCCGAGGCCAGUCAGGCUAUGCGGAUCCAUAGAUCAUAGUGAUCGGCGUGGUGAGAUCCAGCGCGGAUAUCCCUGAUUUCGCUGGUGAUGUGUCGUCUUCGCGGUGAUCUACUCGUCCUGCUGGUGGUCCUUCUGGCAGAGGCCCAGUGCGCCAUGAUAAGAAUCAUCCGAGAGGAUCAUUUUAAGUGCGGAUGCCCAGCGGCGUCGCAGCGACAGCCGCGAUCGAUUGUCUCGUCGAAGGUCCAGCCUUCGGGGGACGGGGUCGCCUCGUUUUCGACGACCACCACCACCACCGGCCGCAUCUUUAACGGCAAGCCCAGCCGGAGGGGCGCGUGGCCCUGGCAGGUGUCCCUUCAGCUGUUGCACCCGAAACUGGGCUUCAUCGGUCACUGGUGCGGCGGUGUGCUGAUCGACCCCAAGUGGGUGAUCACCGCCGCCCACUGCAUUCACAAUGAGCUGUUCAAUUUACCCAUUGGUGCACUAUGGACGGCGGUGGUCGGCGAAUGGGAAUUGGACUCAGGAGGACGCGGAUCCGCACGUCUGCCCGUCGAGAAAGUGAUUCUUCACGAGAGAUUCAAUAAUUACGUGCACGACAUAGCCCUGAUGAAACUCGCCAGGCCGGCACCGCUGUCCAAGGUCGUCCGCACGAUCUGCCUGCCUGGACCCGGUCAGGAUCUCACCGGAGGGCAGUGUGUGACCUCGGGUUGGGGUCGAUACGGGCCUUCGCCCUCGCUCUCGACCGCCCUUCUGGAGGCGAGCGUGCCGCUUCUGGAUCUGGAGGAGUGCCUGCAGGCCUACGGUACCUCGGUGCCCAUCAGGAAGGGCCACCUCUGCGCCGGUCAGAUCGACGGCUCCUCUGGAAGCUGCGUGGGUGACUCCGGAGGGCCUCUGCAGUGUCGUCGCACCGACGGCGUUUGGCAGCUGGUCGGUGUCACAUCUUUCGGAUCCGGCUGCGCCAGACCGGGCUAUCCUGAUGUAUACACCAAGAUACAGCAUUACCUGCACUGGAUCAACAAGACAAUCGACGCCAAUAACGACGACGAGCUGCGGUGAAAUUCGCUCGCGUGUAAAUAAUAAUGAUGUAAAUAUGCUAUUGUACAGCGCUAGUUCCUUUUUGCAUUUGUAUAUAGUGUAUUACACUCGUAUUCUUUGUAUAUUGUACAAGCUAGAUUGUACUGCACAUAGAAACUGUCUAUAUUUAUUUUAUAUUUCAAGACUGUGUACGUACACUGAGAAAAAAUGUUGUUAACUUGACAAGAUUUUUUCAACUAAAUUAAAUUUCUUCGG
Messenger RNA from Monomorium pharaonis (pharaoh ant), 3058 nucleotides. RefSeq names its product chymotrypsinogen A. Lineage: Eukaryota; Metazoa; Arthropoda; Insecta; Hymenoptera; Formicidae. The transcript has 5 exons. Gene Ontology annotation, molecular function: serine-type endopeptidase activity. The record is from RefSeq and is a predicted model, not a curated record. Bases 1859 to 2824 code for a protein of 321 amino acids. Gene Ontology annotation, biological process: proteolysis.